AGCCGCACACAGACACACGUCUACCACCGGCGGCAGCAGCAGCAGGGAGCGGCCCAGUCACAGUGCUGCGCCCGGUGCCGCAGCUGACUCCCCUCCACAGCGUGUCCCGUUCCCCCUGCCGCAGCUGCAAGAGGGCGCAGACUCCUCCCCCUGAUGGGGACGGCUGGUCACAUGUCGGUGACAUCAUCAGGGCUCCUUUAGGAAGUGUAAAAAGCAGAAUCUAUGGGGAGAAUGGAGCAGGGUGGGGGGUGCUAGUUGUAGACUGACUGCACUCAUACACACACAUGCACAGUCACACACACAGCUCAAUGUAUGUAGCUGUACAAGCAGCAGGGGCCACUCAGUUAUUCCACACAGCAAUACUGCCCACUGUGCCAUGGAGGAGGUGGACCGGAUUCUCAUUCACACUCUGCGGACCUGUGGCACAGAGAUCCCAGAAGAGGUGCAGAGCGUGCGUCAGUUCACCACGGAACUUAUUGUAGAGGCAGUGGUGAGAUGUCUGCGUGUGAUAAACCCUUCCGUGGGCUCCAGCCUGAGCCAUGUCCUGCCCCCAGGGAUGUCGGCUCGCUUCCGUAUAGGCACCAGCCUGGCGCAGGCCUGUCAGGACCUGGGCUACACUGGAGAAGUUGGUUACCAGACAUUCCUGUACAGCAGCGAGCCAGAUAUCCGAGCGCUGCUCAUUUUCCUGGCUGAGAAACUCCCCAGACACUCCCACGAUGACGCCCACCAACCAGCAGGUAAAUCGGCGGUCCUACAGAGAGAGAUUGCAACCAAAAUAAAGCAGCAGCUCUCUCUUCCGUGGCUGCCGCCAUCCUGUCGGACGCUGGCCGCACAAAGAUCUCAAAGUGUUUGCUGGUUGCAUCGCUUCCAUGCGCAGCCCCUAUCUCUAGUUGGAGACUCUGCUGUGAAGUCCGUCCCUGUGGAAAGGAGAGAGUACUGGGAGCGAUACCUGCCUUUUGUUAGUGCACAGCUGCCUCACACCCACUACCUGGCUGCAUCUUUACUGGAGCGAAACGCGUCAGUCCUCAGUGCCGUGCAGGAGUGGGAAGCCGAGUGGAAAAGUCAGGGCCUGGCGUCUCGGUUGUCCCCUGAGGAGUACCGUAACCGGAAACGCCAGCGGCUGCAGAAACGCAUACAGGAUCAGCUCCGCCAGUGCAGCCAGCAGCUCGCAGAGAACCAUCUCCCGAUCCCAUCCACACAAGACCUGGUGGAAAUGCUGAAAGCUUUCACCAUAGAGGGAACAGCCGAUCAGAACAAAGGUUCCAGAUUCACUCACGCCCAAAAAUUCACACACCAGCAGGAUCCCCAAGUAUUAACAGAACAGAUGCAAAGAGCAGCUGAAAGUCUUCCCAAGAAAGAUGCACAGGAUGCGGAUGCAGAACACCAAGAACUGACCUCUUUGCAACAGAAAAUAGAGCAGGAGAUCCAAGGGCUGAUGGAGAGCACCAAACUUCUUCAUCUCACGCUUACUCAGGUGGAGGCAGAGACCAGUAAACUGCACCAGAACUGUGAGGAAAAGGAGAGCUCGGUCAGAGUGAAGAAGAGAGCGGUGGAACUAUUACCCGAUGCAGACAACAAUCUCGCCAAGUUACAGGCUAUGGUAGACAGCAGUACUCUCCGGAUGGUGAACCUUGUAGGUCAGUGGGAGUCGCAUCGCGUUCGGCUGGUGGAGGAGUACAGAGAGAUGAGGAGAGCCCACCAGGAGAAGGAGGAUGAGUCUUCACGCUGGAUGAAAGAUGUUAAAGAUUUAUAUGAGAAAAUCCGAGGAGCGGCUGACGAAGCCAAGCGCAAGGAGGAGCUAUACAAGCAGCUGGUGUCUGAGUAUGAGUCUCUCCCCAAGGAGGUCUCUCGUGCAGCCUACACCCAGCGCAUCCUAGAGAUUGUAAGCAAUAUUAAGAAGCAAAAGGAGGACAUCACUAAGAUUCUCUCGGACACUAAAGAACUGCAGAAGGAGAUAAACAGUCUGACUGGAAAAGUCGACCGAACUUUUGUGGUGACUGAUGAACUUGUAUUUAAGGACGCCAAGAAAGAUGAACUAGUCAGAAAGGCCUAUAAAUACCUGGCUGCCUUACAUGAGAACUGUAGUCAACUAAUUCAAACCAUAGAGGACACGGGGACCAUUCUGAGAGAAAUCCGUGACCUGGAGGAACAGAUAGAGACAGAGACGGCUAAGAAGACACUCAGUAAUCUGCAGAAGAUUUUGGAAGAUUACAAAGCCAUUAAACAGGAGAACGCUCUGCUGCUAGGUCGCGUGAGGGAGACUUAGGAAAGCUGGACACCUAAAUCUCCUCUCAUUGAGGCCUACGUUUGAAUUCAUUUCCGGUCCUCUGCAUAGACUGCACAUUUCUCAUACUACUAUAUUCACAGCUGUAACACAAGUGGACUUUGCUUUCCUUAUUAAACAAUCUUUGCACAGGUUGUGCUUCCAAUGCGGUUCAGAACACAACCUGCAGAGGGCACUGCAGAGCAAGUUAUCUGGCAUCCAGCUGAAAUGUGCAGUGCUGGAGGCAAAUUGUUUUCAUACCUAAGCAUAGCACAGUCACUGGGGUGAUCUAAUCUGUUCCCGUUAAUAGUUACAACACAAAUUGCUUUUACACACGGAAGAAAACAUAAUUUUGUAUCAUUCAUGUAUGUAAAUGAAAUCAUUUCUAUAAACGGAGAUUGAAGAUA
This is a messenger RNA of Pseudophryne corroboree (corroboree frog), 2670 nucleotides long. RefSeq names its product coiled-coil domain containing 22 (gene CCDC22). Gene Ontology annotation, molecular function: cullin family protein binding. Bases 377 to 2266 code for a protein of 629 amino acids. Gene Ontology annotation, biological process: positive regulation of ubiquitin-dependent protein catabolic process. The record is from RefSeq and is a predicted model, not a curated record. The transcript is spliced from 17 exons. NCBI's taxonomy places the organism in Eukaryota, Metazoa, Chordata, Amphibia, Anura, Myobatrachidae.